Molecule: messenger RNA, 928 nt
Organism: Nicotiana tabacum (common tobacco)
Lineage: Eukaryota; Viridiplantae; Streptophyta; Magnoliopsida; Solanales; Solanaceae
Source: RefSeq, a predicted model, not a curated record
UUCGGCCUUUUCCCCACUGAGAGAAAAAGACACUUCGCUUUGCUGCUCUGUUUUUGACUGAUUUUUACACAAAACCUAAACACCACGCCACCAAAAGUAGGCCCUCGCUCUGGUUUUUUUAUUACAGAGAAAAAGAGGAGGAAGAGCAUCAGCAUCCAUGGCUCGCCAAGCCACAAGACUGGUCUCUAAGUUGAGUUCAAAGCUUAGCCCUAAUAGUCCCACGAUCUCUGCUUCACCAUCUUCUCCAUUGUGGCAUCAGUACCGCUACUUUGGAUCUCCACCGCCGCCGCCCGCUGUUUUCGUCGAUAAGAACACCCGCGUUAUCUGCCAAGGCAUCACUGGUAAAAACGGUACUUUCCACACCGAACAAGCCAUUGAGUAUGGUACUAAAAUGGUUGGUGGAGUGACCCCCAAGAAGGGUGGAACAGAACAUUUGGGGCUUCCUGUCUUUAAUACUGUUGAAGAGGCAAAAGCAGAGACAAAGGCUAAUGCUUCAGUGGUUUAUGUCCCUCCACCAUUUGCUGCAGCAGCUAUUAUGGAGGCCAUGGAAGCUGAGUUGGACUUAGUAGUCUGCAUAACGGAGGGGAUUCCUCAGCAUGAUAUGGUCCGUGUAAAAGCUGCUCUUAAGAAGCAAUCGAAAACUCGGCUGAUUGGUCCAAAUUGCCCAGGUAUUAUCAAACCAGGAGAGUGCAAAAUUGGUAUUAUGCCUGGAUACAUUCACAAACCUGGACGUAUUGGAAUUGUUUCUCGAUCUGGUACAUUGACAUACGAAGCAGUUUUUCAGACAACUGCUGUUGGCCUUGGGCAGUCAACUUGUGUAGGGAUUGGUGGUGACCCUUUUAAUGGUACAAAUUUUGUCGAUUGCUUAGAGAAAUUUAUCGCUGAUCCACAGACAGAAGGUAGACUUUCUUGAAGCAUAUUAACUCAU